Messenger RNA from Nerophis lumbriciformis (worm pipefish), 1821 nucleotides. The record is from RefSeq and is a predicted model, not a curated record. NCBI's taxonomy places the organism in Eukaryota, Metazoa, Chordata, Actinopteri, Syngnathiformes, Syngnathidae.
AUGGGGAGCGUCAGCAGCCUCAUUGCCAACGACCAACUCAACAGUAAACACUGCAAGGCAUCAGAGUUGAUGCUGAAAAACAGAACAAAUCAGCCUAGACGCAAUGGAGGUUGCAGCCUUGAUGGCUUGCUAAAGUGCAGCUUCACUCAGGCUUCCUCCUCCCCCGUCCAUCCCGCCAAAGGCCUUUCUCACUCCCCGUCAGGGCGAAGUGAGGACUUUUUUUACAUUAAGGUGAGCCAUAAACCAAGGACAGUGCAUCACAGAAGAGGAUCAAUGGAAGACAGCAUGAGCGUGGAGGUGAAAUCUGACGAGCGGCCGAAACUGAUGCUGAUGUCCGGGACUGAUGGGACUACUGCUGAGAAGUCGCUGGUCCGAUCCACUGCAUAUAAGCCUUUAAUUCCCAAGAGUGUGUCCUCAACAGAGGCACAACGCAACAGCCUGGACAACAUCCUCAGCCAGCUGGACAAACCAAAGAGUCCAGAUAUUCGACACAAGCAAGACACCCCCCCUGGGAAUCUGUCAGACUCCGGACGCAACUCCAUGUCAAGCCUCCCCACCCACAGCACCAGCGGAAGUGUUUCCACUGGCCCCGUCAGUCACAACGAUCCCCGCAAGGGAGAUGAGUCCAAUUUGUCCCCCUGGGUGAACAGCGGCGGUCGAGACAGCGGCUACAGGGCUGGUUUGAGCCCAGGGGGGUUGUCAUCAAAGACUCACGGUGAGGGCGGCUCCCCGCUAUCUUCAGAUGGGUCCAAACAUUUUCCUGAAACUGCAGGGGGCAGUCGGACCCCUCUGACCACAGAUGAGUCUCUGAUUGAAACGUUGGAACAGAGACUGCUAGAAAGAGAGAAUGAACUGCAGGACUUACAGGUGAGCUAUGACGUAAAAGAAGCAGCAACUUGCCAGUUAUUCGAAGAACGGCAAAAGAAUUGCGCCAACGAAAUGCAAGCGCUGAAGCAGCGAUGCUCCGCGACGUUACAACAAGCCUCGCAGAUGGCGGCGAGUACCCAGCAAGCGCUGCACCUUCAGGUCGGCCAACUCCAGGCAGAAAACGCCAGGCUAAAGGAGGACCUUGCCAAUCUGAGCCGAGAAAGGGAUCUCAUGGAGCGGAAAUUGAAGGCCUAUGAAGAGGAGAGUACGCAACUCGCUCCGACGCUUGAGGAAACUCAGUGGGAGGUGUGCCAGAAAGCGGGCGAGAUCUCCCUUCUGAAGCAGCAGCUACGAGACAGCCACGAGGACGUCAGCCACAAGCUCAAUGAAAUAGUCAGCCUCAGGGCACAGCUGAAGGAAAUCGCAGCGAAAGCAGAAAAGCUAGCCAAGGAGAACAAAGACAACGGCGACAGGCUACGCUCCCGCACCAUCCAAGUGGAGGUGUGCCAAAAUGAACUCCAGCGCAAGAUGAAUGAAGCUAACCUCCUCCGAGAAAAAGUGGGCAAACUGGCCAAACACAUCGACGGCACUUCACAACUUGAACCUUACGGAUCCACAAAGGAGGAACACGAGAGACAAACCUCCACAGAUCUCCUCCAGAAAGAGGUGGAGAGACUACGUCAGCAACUCAGCGAGGAAAAGGCAGCUCAGGCGAAGCUAGCGUCAAGCUUUGACCAGGAGAGACGCACUUGGAACAAGGAGAAGGACAAGGUCAUCAAGUACCAGAAGCAACUCCAGAUCAACUACCUGCAGGUGCAUAAGAAGAACCAGGACUUGGAGCGGCUCAUGAAGAAGUUGACCGCUGAACUGGAGGCCCGGGCGGAACUGGGCUUGGAUCUCAAGUACAGCUCAGGGUUAAAGACAUACGAUGAUGUCAUAGCUACUGAAAUAUGA